Dryobates pubescens (Downy woodpecker) is the source of this 1414-nucleotide messenger RNA. RefSeq names its product probable acyl-CoA dehydrogenase 6. The record is from RefSeq and is a predicted model, not a curated record. Bases 10 to 1233 code for a protein of 407 amino acids. Gene Ontology annotation, biological process: fatty acid beta-oxidation using acyl-CoA dehydrogenase. Lineage: Eukaryota; Metazoa; Chordata; Aves; Piciformes; Picidae. The transcript is spliced from 9 exons. Gene Ontology annotation, molecular function: flavin adenine dinucleotide binding; acyl-CoA dehydrogenase activity.
UGCACGGUCAUGGCGCUGCGGGGCGGCUGGCGCUGGCUGCGCUUGCUCUCGAGGCGCGGCGUCAGCUCGGGGCGGCGGGACGGCGGUGAGGCGCCGCAGCACCACGAGUUGCGGGCGGCCCUCAGGGAGAUCAUUGACAAGGAGAUUAACCCCUUUGUGGACAAGUGGGAGGAGGAAGGACAAUUCCCGGCUCAUAAAGUAUUUAAAACCCUGGGUCAAGCUGGAUUCCUUGGCGUGGAUAAGCCAAAAGAAUACGGCGGCAUGGGCUUGGACUUCUCCUACAGAAUGGCAGUGGCAGAAGAGCUGGGGCGCAUCCGCUGUGGAGCUAUUCCUAUGGCUGUUGGAGUGCAAGUUGGCAUGGCCACUCCUGCUCUUACAAGGUUUGGCUCUGAUGAGUUGAAAAAAGAGUUCCUUGCACCAACUAUCGCUGGAGAUUGUGUGGCUUGCUUGGGAAUCAGUGAAGCUGGAGCUGGGUCAGAUGUUGCAAGCAUCAAGACAACAGCUGUGAGGAAAGGCGAUGAAUACAUCAUCAAUGGCGGCAAGAUGUGGAUCACCUCCGGCUGCCAAGCGGACUGGAUGUGCCUGCUGGCAAACACCAGCGAAGGACCUCCUCAUCGAAACAAAUCCCUCAUAUGUCUGCCAAUGAAUCUGCCUGGGAUUCACAUUGCUAAAAAGAUAGACAAGCUGGGCAUGAGGUCAUCAGACACGGCUCAGAUCUUUUUUGAAGACGUAAGAGUGCCCAGCAAAAACGUCAUUGGUGAGGAAGGGAAGGGCUUCACUUACCAGAUGUUGCAGUUCCAAGAAGAGAGGCUGUGGGCAGUAGCCUCUGCGCUGGUACCCCUGGAAACCAUCAUCCAAGAGACCAUCGAGUACGGGCGGCAGCGGCAGGCGUUCGGCCAGCCGGUGCUGCACAACCAGGCCAUGCACUUCCGCCUGGCCGAGCUGGCCACCGAGGUGGAGCUGCUGCGCUCCCUCCUCCACCGCACCGUGGAUCUCUACCUGGAAGGCAAUGAUGUGACAAAAUUUGCUUCCAUGGGUAAGCUGAAGGCAGGCCGCCUGUGCCGUGAAGUGACCGACAGCUGUCUCCAGUUCUGGGGAGGGAUGGGCUUCACCAACGAGGUUCUGGUGAGCAGGUAUUACAGAGACAUGAGACUGCUCUCCAUAGGAGGUGGUGCAGAUGAAAUCAUGCUUUCCAUCAUCUGCAAACACAUGGAAAUACUUCCCAGCAAGUGACUCUUCUCCACUCUGCCCUGGAGAUUAAGCAAGCAAAGCACGGCUGAGCUGCACAGUGAAGGUAACGGCCACUACAUCUUUUCAAGGGUAAAUAAGUAGAUAUCUCAGUCAUUUUUGCCAUCAAAACCAUAACCAUUCUGUGUCUUCUCUGAAAACAUUUCCUGCAAGGUGGGUUUUUUCC